AUGCGUGGCCCACUCCAACUGUUUCCCGCGCUAAAGUUCAGGCUUCUCAACUGCAUAUUCAAUCCGUAUAUUUUACUUCCGCACUCUGUAUUCCUUAUUACCACUUGGGUGCUGGUCACGAUUCAACAGACGGAUGUGAGCAUUUCAACAAAUACGAGUCCGUCGGUUGUUACUGCUACUACAACUGUUAUUGCUACACCUACAACUCUCACCACCACCAUAAUUACCACUCAAUUUCCAACACAAACGCCAGAUUUUGAGUUACAAGUCAAAGACUAUCUCUCUUUGAAGGCGAACGAUACUGCUCAAGUAAUCAACGCCCAUCUUCAGAGCUAUUCAAGUAAUUUAGAAGCUAGUAUUCUGGGCUGGAACAACUCAAUCCAGACUCAAUUGCAGCUGGAAGCACAGCAUUAUAAAUCAUUGCAACAAUAUAAUCAAACCAUAUUUUUGAAUCUGGUUGAUCAAGCUCAGGUAAUAAAUUCGUCUGUUGAAUAUCUCACCACUAAUGGUCUAGUAGUGACCUCUGGUUCUAAUCCUGAUGUAUUGGCAGGGUUGAGUCUAAACAUCACUUUUCUCCAAAACGUCUUUGGAAACAUUUCUUCAAGUUUGAACGCCCUGGAAAGCAUCCACCGGUACAGUCUCCCAAGUGUUAGCUUCCAAACUUUCUUUCCUGCUGAUGUACAAAACUGGAUCAAAAAUGACCAAGACAUUCAAACUUCAACAAGUCAGCUCAUCAACAAUUUAGAAAGUACCUUAAAUCAAACUAACAGGAGCAUGAAAAAGAGAGAUCAAAUUAGCAAAAACACAACAGAUUAUAGACACAAGGGUCUUGAGUUAAGCGGUAUCUUUGCUGGCACUUAUUUGAGUACCGUGUUACUUUUUUGGUGCUUGGAGUACUUAUCAUAUCGAAUCGAAAUUGUACAAUUUCAACAGACUGUGGAGAAACAAGUGGUAUUCGUCGAAGAAAAGCAGCAAGAUAUCGACCCGAUAAUAACUCGCUUGCAAGCUCACGAAAAUCUCCAGGAGAUAUUGAGAGCGUUCGAUUAUUUUGCAAAACAUCCUGUCGUAAGCAGUUUGGGGGAAAUUCAAAAGGGUCUAGCGCAACGUAUUAUGCCACCAAAAGCUAGGGCAUCGUGUGGAAGAAUUACGAAAUUUUUCAACUGGUGGUUAGCAACGCAUGGGUUGAUGCUCUGGGUUCUUCUUUUGACCUUUGUAGUCGAAGGCCAAGUUGUGUCAAGAUUUAUCAAUACUACGGUUGAUUCAAAACAGGUAUUCAAACGUGAAACUUCUACUAUUAACAACAAGACCAGCUUUGAGCGUGCUGAACCAUUCUGCAGUGCAUUUGAAGCUGUUGUAAACUACAAACUAAAUGCUACGGCCCAGCAAGUCCUUUGGAACGGUCAGAAUGGAACAAUCUCUUCAGUUUACGAUGAAAUUAUAAAGCAGCUAAACGAAACCAGUCAGUCUUUCCCAUUUCAAGCAGCCGAAAUUUCUGUACUGCGUGAUAACCAAGACCUUACUUUCACGAAUUUCUCAUCCAUGCUUGCGUCUAGUUUCCUCGAUUCCAAUAUCGCGACGACUUAUUCAACAAAUAAAAAGAUUCACAAGCGAGAUCUAGAAACUAUAUCCGGAGUAAAUUAUAAAGCAGUAAAAACUGUUUAUCACCAAAUCUGCUUGGUUCUCAUAUUUACCAUUGUAUUUCACCAUGGUUGUGGAUUGCUUCUUGCGUUCUUUUAA
Lachancea nothofagi CBS 11611 is the source of this 1737-nucleotide messenger RNA. NCBI's taxonomy places the organism in Eukaryota, Fungi, Ascomycota, Saccharomycetes, Saccharomycetales, Saccharomycetaceae. The record is from the annotation of a GenBank genome assembly.